Molecule: messenger RNA, 1005 nt
Organism: Caenorhabditis remanei
Lineage: Eukaryota; Metazoa; Nematoda; Chromadorea; Rhabditida; Rhabditidae
Exons: 3
Coding region: 1-1005 (334 amino acids)
Biological process (GO): innate immune response
Molecular function (GO): protein binding
Source: RefSeq, a predicted model, not a curated record
AUGCCGGAUGACGUCAUGGAUCGGAUUUUGGGAAAUGUUGGCAUGGAGGAGGUCUUCUCCCUUCGUAAAGUGUGCCGCCGACUCCGCAAACAACUAGACCGUGUGGUUCCAGACAUCCGAUUGACCCAACUACACCUAUCCAUCUGUCAGGAGCAAGUGGAGCUUGGUUAUGACAGCGACAGGGUUACCUACCUAAAACUUGGACCGAAUUGUAUGAUUUGGCAGGACACCGCCCAAGAAAAUGGUACCUCGAUGAGAAAGAAGAAAUCGCGAAAAAUUCUUGUCGAUGAGGACUAUUUCCAUAUGUUUUUGGAGGAUCUUCAACUAAUUCUGAAGCAUCAGAAGGCAACUUUAGAUGUCUUGAAUGUUGUGGUGUCGGAAGAGUUGACUGACAAAGUGGCACCGAUUCUGGGAAGGAUUCUGAAGCAGAAUCCACACCCGUUGGCUGUCAAUACACUGUUACUGGAUAUUGACACCGAGGCGGACGUGCUCCAGAUGCUGCCCCACGUCAACGAAGACGUCAUUAAAGUUCUGGAGCUCACCAACCCUCGUACUGAUAUCCAGGAAUUCCCGUUGUACACCGGCGAACUGCGGAAAUUGGCGGUUUGGAAGAAGUUGGAGGAGUUGAGGACUCGGAAUAUCGCUGUGAUGGGGAAACCGUAUUUGUUGGGUCAUUUUCAGAGGGCGAAUGUGGUUGUGGACCAGAUUCGAGAUGAUGAUGUCAGGUAUUUGAAAAAUGUUCUCAUCAAAUCUCCUUACUUCCAAUACUUCCACCUCAAAUAUCUUCAAUUCGACGGAGCCGAUCAACUGUUCUCUAAUCUCUUCUUCACCGGAGUGCCUCCCUCAUUCGAAACCAUCAACGACGUGCCACACUACCUCUAUCGAAUGCCCGACACCACUCAAUUCCUGUCAAUUACUCAUCACAUGGAGGAGAUGACGAUUUCGUUCGGAAAAAUUGAUGCGAGUGUGAUUCAGAAGAUCAGGGAGAGCAGAAAUAAGUUAUAA